This is a messenger RNA of Pochonia chlamydosporia 170, 1005 nucleotides long. Its product is annotated as aflatoxin regulatory protein domain-containing protein. The transcript has a single exon. The record is from RefSeq and is a predicted model, not a curated record. The coding region runs from base 1 to 1005 and encodes 334 amino acids. Lineage: Eukaryota; Fungi; Ascomycota; Sordariomycetes; Hypocreales; Clavicipitaceae. Gene Ontology annotation, cellular component: nucleus. Gene Ontology annotation, biological process: regulation of DNA-templated transcription; aflatoxin biosynthetic process. Gene Ontology annotation, molecular function: DNA binding.
AUGGACGGUUUUACAGAUAUUACUUCGCCUCUUGAACUCUUGGAGUUGCCGAAACUCUCAGCAAUAAACAACCACUUCACCGACCUUCUUACGCCGCGUUUCGGUAUAGAGGCUGAGUCGCUGAAUGUGGGGAGAUUAUCCAUCCCACAAGAUCACCGUGAUAUCGCUGAUCUGCUGAUAUCGGACGAUAUUAAUUUAGAUUCUAACAGUUUCAACCCACUGUUUGGGUGCACAAUGGCCCCCGGGUUGUGCGCUCGACUCCAUCACAAUCCGAUGCAGUCAUCAAGCAGCAAGAACGGGGACACUCGUUCAGAAUUGAGUACCGGGUGCCGCUGCAUGGCACUGGCCGUGGGCCUCUUACACAAGCUCUUCUCGCCCGAGUCCCCGUCUAGCAUUUCAGGCAAUUCCGUCUCUGUUUCUAGCGACGGAGCCCUAGGCAGUAAUUUGCCAACUCUUACGUUGCUGGAACGGAACAAGGAAACCAUCGAAGCCGUCAGCAAUAUGCUCCAGUGUUCGUGUGCGGAAACGGGGUACUUGACAACUAUGUUGUCAAUAAUUGUGUUCAAGGUUCUCGAGCUGUAUGCCGUGGCAGUGCGACAGGUUCACCAUGGGCCAAGCUUCGAAUGUACCGAGAGCCCCCUUGGUGGUGCCUGGAGCACGCCGAUGGCCACUAGGUCGAUUAGACGGUUUGGUACAGACUCUAGCUCGUCCGACGACGAAGUGUCCAAGAGGACCAGUGCUCAGCUGAUACUGGGCGAGCUGCACCACGUGCAAGGUAUAAUGAACCAGUUGGCACUGCGGUUCAACGCCCACGGGGAAAGGGGCGCGUUGGAGCAGGAUUUGGACUCGAGCUGUGAGAGCCUCACAUCACCACCUCUGCUCACUGACAGUUGCAGGCCGACUGAAACCUUCUCAGCGGCGACCCUGGGCCAAAUUGAGGCAGACCUGCGAAGAGGCCUUACGACCCUAUCUUCUGACAUCAUUACCAGGCUACGGUGGAGUUAA